Messenger RNA from Closterium sp. Naga37s-1, 3951 nucleotides. Lineage: Eukaryota; Viridiplantae; Streptophyta; Zygnematophyceae; Desmidiales; Closteriaceae. The record is from the annotation of a GenBank genome assembly.
AUGGACUUCAAAAACUUCAAUUCCGCCGCUCCCACCGCUCCCGCCGCGCGCCAGCAACACGCCCCCCCGCACGGCCGGUUGAACCGGUCCGUCAGUCAGAGAGUUGCCGGUGACGUGACCUUAACGGCGGAAGAGUUGGCAGAAAUGGAGCAGGAAAUGGUUAAGUCUAAGACUAAGGUCAUGGCGUGGUUUACGAAAUCGGAGUCGGAAGGUGCGCCAAUUAACGCUCCCCCGCCCGCCGCCUCCCCUUUCGAGGAAGUUGGCGGACUGGAAAUUCCGCCUAUGGGGAAAAAGGGGCUUCCGCCGAGGCGGGGGGACGCACACGGUCCGCCUCCGCACGGGAAGCCGCCGGCGCCGCAGGAUUUGCGGAAAUGCGCGACGCGGGUGUUUUCGUCGCAGCACGUGCCGGAGUGGGUCGGCAAGGGGGACAGCGGCGCGUUCAAGCGGUCGCAAUCGUGCCGCGAAAUGGGCCAAUCAGGAAGCGUUCUUAGAUCGCGUUCGGUGGAGGGCCCUGGAGUGAUGUACAGACCGUCAGGGGCAGGUGGAGCAGGAGGAGCAGGAGGAGCAGGAGGAACAGGUUCUCCUUACGACGGCGUAGGAAAGAGGCCAGGCAUGCCAGGCGGACCGGGUGGGAAUAAAGACCUAGCGAAGGUUCUAUCGCGGACGGAGCAAGCAGCAGAGAAAGUAAAGAUGCUGCUUAACCGACCGCCGGACCGCCGCCUUACGCGGUCACUAAGCGCGAUGAAAAAGAACGACCGGGUUAACCUGGGCGUUGGGGGGAUGGGGCCGGUCGGGGGCGUGGGGGGGAAUUACAGCCCCGGACACGCGGGCACGUAUGGGUAUGCGGGGGAGGGCAGCAGCGGAGGCGGGGGAGGAGGCGGGCGGGGGAGCAUGGGCGGAAUGGCUGCUGGCCCGCGCGGGGACCUGCACUUGCGCCGGGCGUUUUCGGAAGAUAGGCGCGCGCUGAAUUCCGCGCCUAUGCCCGCUAGGGGCAGCUUUGCGCCGCCUGGCGGAGGUGUGGGCGCGCGGAGGGGGGAGGAUCCGCGACAGCGAAUCCUUCCCCCGCGCGGACUGGGGCUUUCGGGGGACAACAGCCCUAGCCGCUCCCCCGCGCGCCCGCUUGGGGGAGGCGCCACGUCAGCGCCGCGUCAGCAUUACAGAGACGAAGACGGGCGGGGGAGUCAGGGGUAUGAUGACUAUAGUCGGAGCCCCUCCCCCGAUAGGAGGGGGAGGGGAGGGGGGAGAGGAGGCGGAAGGGCUGGAAGUAGCGGGCUGAGAAGGAAUGGGUAUGAUGAGGUUGAGAGGGGUAGAGGAGGGUGUGAUGAUGAUUCGAGGUCAGGGUCUUCUUAUGAGGACUACGAUGGGGGCAGGAGGAGGAGAGAUGAUGAGUAUGAUGGGGACAGGAGGAGGAGGGGUGAUGAUGAUGAUGCAGGCAGGAGGAGGAGAGAUGAUGAGUAUGAUGCUGGUGGGAGGGGGAGGGAUGGUGGUGAUGAUGGGGGCAGGAGGAGGAGAGGUGAUGAGUAUGACGAUAGGAGGAGGGAUGAUGAUUAUGAUGGUAGGAGGAGGAGGGGGGAUGAUGACGAUGGGUACGACCCGAGGGGGGCUGGGCGGGAUAGGGAGAGAGAUGGGGGAAGAGUUGGGGAGAGGGACAGGGAGAGGGAAGGGGAGAAGGAGUGGGACAGGGAGAGGGAAGGGGAGAAGGAGUGGGACAGGGAGGGGGGCAGAUACGAAGAGGCGGAUGGGGAGGAAGAACAGCGGUCGCGAGAUGAUUGGGAGAGAGGGAACGGGGGAAGAGGGGAUGGAGGUAGGGGAAAUGGAGGAAGGGGGGUUGUGAGAAGAGGGGAUGGGGGAAGAGGGGAUGGAGGGAGAGAGGAUGGGGGAAGGGGUUUGGGGGGGAGAGGGGACGGGGUUAGGGGUUCGGGGGGAGGGAGUGGAAGGGAGAGGAGGGAGGAAGGGCGAGGAGGGGAAAGGGAGGAGGGCAGAGGAGAGGGGAGGGCUGGUGGGGGUGGGGAAGGGUACAUUAGUGAGGGUAGUGGAGAGAGGGAAAGUGACUAUGUUGAGAGAGACAAUGUGGAGGGUGAUUAUAACGAGCGGGAAACGGGUCGAGAUAUGCACGGGCGAGAAUAUGAUGAUGGGUAUGGGGAGGAGGAGCAGAAGGUUAUAGUGGAUGGAGUGAGGGAAAUGGGAAGAGGUGGAGAGGAGAUGGGUAUGGAGGGAGUGAGGGAGGAGGAGCAGGAGGACGAAGCAGAAGAGGAGGAUGAGGGGGAGGGCGCAUACGAGGUUGACCCAGUGGGGAGGGGAGGUGGUUACGGACGUGGCGAUGAUUCUGGUUACCACAAUGACGUCACUGCUGAGCUGGCACAAGAUCCUCGUGCGCAUCCUGAUGACGUGGCAGCCGGCCACCAGGGGCAUUAUAACGAAGAGGGCUAUUCCCCUCAACAACCACCCACAGGUUAUCCCCAUCAGAGCUCUCCCGGUGUGUCCUCCCCACAGCAGUCGUCUCACCACUCCUUCCACCAGUCACAGUCAACACCCUCGCCCUCCCAACAGAGACAGCAGCAGCUGGGGAUGGCUCGCAGUGGGAGUCCUGCUGCGGCUGGUUCUCCUGGGUUAGGAGGAGUUGUGAGCGGUGCAGGUGGUAAUUGUGCUGGUUCUGGAGGAGGAGGGGCUAUGCCAGGCCGAUCCUCUUCGUCUGCCACUGAGCGCUCUCUGAUUGGCCAUACCCGAUCCAGCUCCCAGAGCCUACCAAUGACAAGAGGACACGUGUCACCAGGGGGAGGGAGGGGUGGGGAUGCGGCAGGGGCGGCAGCGGUGCUGGCGCCGCCGCCCGGGGCGUCGCCAGCUGGGCGGUCCAGAUGGCGCAAUAUCCUUGGCCGACCGCUGGAGAGCUUUGCCGCCCGAUUUGAGCUGACAGGGGAGGUGCUGGGGAAGGGGUAUUUCGGCGAUGUGGUGGUGUGUGUGGAGCGAGAAAGCGGGGAGCAUUUCGCAUGUAAAGUCAUCAACAAGGCGAAUGUGAAGACCCCAGAGGAUGCAGAGGACGUGCAGAACGAGGUGGCGGCUCUGGAGGCGCUGAGGGGCCACCGGCACAUUGUGCAGCUGAUAGAAACUGUGGAGGAGCCAGAGACGGUCUAUCUGGUGAUGGAGCUGUGCCAAGGAGGGACGCUGCAGCAGGCAGUGAGGGAGCAAGGCCCGUUCAAUGAACCCCAGGCUGCGGCGGUGGUGGCUGCAGCAGCAGAGGCGCUGCUGCAGUGCCACUCCAACGGCAUCAUUCACCGCGACGUCAAGCCCGAUAACGUCCUGCUCGGGGAGCGUUUGGACGUUUCUGGGGGAGGCGUACCUGGGGAUGUGAAGAUCUGCGACUUUGGCAUCUCAACCUUCUUCCAACCAGGAACAACAACGUGCAGUGAGAUAGUGGGAACGGCCUCCUUCCUCUCCCCCGAAAUGUUCGCCCAGACCUACUCCUGCCGCACCGACCUCUGGAGCCUGGGCGUGCUGCUGCACCUGCUGCUCUCGGGAUUCCUCCCCUUCCGCGCGCCCACCAAAGAGGCCGUCUUCGAGGCGAUUCUGGACGGCAGACUGGAUUUCCGGGCGGCGCCGUGGCCGAUUGUGUCGCUAGCUGCCAAAGAUUUGGUGUCUCGGAUGCUGACCGUUGAUCCUGAUGAGCGGAUCACAGCAGAGGAGAUUCUCAGUGAGUGGGGUGGGGUGGGGGGGGGGGAUGUUGUAGUGGGGGUGUGGGGGAAGACAGGAGGAGGGAGGGAUGUUGCUAGCUGCCAAGGGCUUGUGUCUAGGAUGCUGACAGUUGACCCCGAUGAGCGGAUCACAGCAGAGGAGAUUGUCAGUGAGUGGGUGGGAGAUGGGGGGUUGUGGUGGGGAAUUGGGGAAAGACAGAAGGAGGGAGUGGGGGCGGUUGCUGCCAGCCAAGGACUUGGUGUCAUGGAUGCUGACUGUUGA